UUUGAAGGAACGCCUUGUAAAUAUUGUGRAAAGAAGCUCUAGAUKAGAAAAUGSUCAUUUCUCUUCUGUAAAAGUCAUAAAUUACAAACAUGGAUGAAGAAAGACUGACGAAGGACAUCGAGCAAUACAAGGAGCAGUUUCUUCAAGUACAGAACGUUUUAAAGAUUACUGGAGAAGAAGGMCAAGAAGAGCUCGUAAAGUUAAGAGAUGAUUUAGUGGAACUUAUCCAUGUUUUUGAAGAGAGUUUAUUAUCUUUGAAGAAGAGCAGAUUACUUCAAAUGAUUGAUGACCAAGAAACAAGCCAACCAUCGACUUCAAAUGAGUUAGAAACCGGUCCAUAUAAUGAGGCAGAUGAUUUGAAUAAUCAAGAAGUUGGGGAAGAAGAUGUGAUUGGUACAAAAUGUAGGGUAUCGUACACACAGGAAUGGGGGUUAAGCCAGCAUCACAAUGCCAUGGUAUUUAGUAUCGAGAUACCAGAUGACRAUGAUGAUCAACGUGAUCCAGAUAAAGCAAAGGUCCGAGUCUUAUUUCUAAAUCCAACACAUAUUUCAAUGGUACCAUGUCCAUAUUUUUUGGAUGGAAAAUGUAGGUUUGAUGCUGAUGAGUGCAGGUAUUCGCAUGGAUAUGUGGUAGAUAUUGACCACCUCAAGCCGUUCAGGGAACCAAACUUUAGUGAUAUCAAAGARGGACAUCAGUGCUUGGCUCGAUAUACUGAUGGUGUUUGGUACAAGGCAACAAUUAAAUCAUUUAAUAAAGACCAACAUGAAUUUCUUGUGCACUACGAUACAUACAAUAUAGAUAGCACACUAGGAAUGGAAGCUGUAUUCCCACUUGAUGAGAUUGACUCUCCAGAUGACUCUGAUGAAGAUGAUACAUCAUCACUAUCAAGCAACAGUCUGUCGACCAAUGAUGUUACCAUGGAUGACAAUGACUUGAUUUUGGAAUGGAAACCAAGCGGGACUAGUCUUGGAGACUGGGAGCAGCACACCAGAGGCAUUGGAUCAAAGCURAUGGCAAAAAUGGGAUACAUUUUUGGGAAAGGACUUGGCAAGGAUUGCGAUGGACGAGUUGACCCUGUGGAAGUAGUAGUCUUACCUCAAGGGAAAUCUUUAGAUGUUUGUGCAGAAUUGAGAGAGAAAAAGAGACUAAAAGAACCUUUUAAAAAGAAAAAGAAARGUCUGACAGACCAAGCCAAAACAGCACACAAGAAAGAUGGCACAAGAAAUGAUGUUUUUGCAUUCAUAAAUYAUAAACUUGGCAGUAGUAAAGGUAAUAUUGAAGAUAUAAAAGCUUCUCUCCCACCUGGUAGACAAUUUGAUAUUAAAGAUCAAAAGAGGAAAAAAGCUGUGGAAAGUGACCAGAACACUAAUUGGAAUAUUAAGUUAUUUAAAAUUCAYGAGGAAAUAGCUGCAGCUGAAAAACAGUUAAAGAAAAAGAAACAAGCGCACCAAAGACAAUCAACGGAUAGAAGCACAAGCUCUAUUUUCAAGAAGAAAGURGAGGACAUGGAACAUCACAUCACACAAUUAAAGGAGAAUGAAAAAAUUAUCAAGCAAAAAAUCCAUCAAAAGGACCAGCAUAGAAAGCUGACAGUGUUUUGAGGCUAUCUUUAUUUGAUGUAUAUCAUUGUUUAUAGAUUUGAAUUAAAAUGCUACAAACUCAA
Molecule: messenger RNA, 1663 nt
Organism: Exaiptasia diaphana
Lineage: Eukaryota; Metazoa; Cnidaria; Anthozoa; Actiniaria; Aiptasiidae
Product: zinc finger CCCH-type with G patch domain-containing protein
Exons: 17
Coding region: 90-1601 (503 amino acids)
Biological process (GO): negative regulation of DNA-templated transcription; regulation of transcription by RNA polymerase II
Cellular component (GO): nucleus
Molecular function (GO): metal ion binding; DNA-binding transcription factor activity, RNA polymerase II-specific; RNA polymerase II cis-regulatory region sequence-specific DNA binding
Source: RefSeq, a predicted model, not a curated record